AUGGAACCAUUCACCGCUAGUGCCGGCCUCGGCUCCCGCAGCGAGGACCGCACCGCGGCCGCCUCGAGGCAGAAGAGUUGCAACGCCUGCGUUCGGGGCAAGCGACGCUGCGAUAAGCGUACGCCCCGGUGCACCCGCUGCACGGCCAAAGGGCUCGACUGCGUCUACCAGCGUAUGCCACCGUCGACGGCGACGGCUGCAUCGACAUUGACAUCGGCAUCCACCUCCGUCGCCGAGCCCGCCUGCUCCUCGUCGUCGUCGUCGGCGGCGUCUUCGGUACCCGCCGUCGCCGACCUGCCCGACUUCGACAUCGGCUUCGACAUGGACAUGGACAGCCUCGGGACCGACACGAGCCCCGAGAGCCUCCAGGCCGACGUCAACCUCCUCGGCAGCACCGUCGACCUCGACUUCUCCAUCGUGGACCUCAUCGACGCCUCGCGCGCCGACGCCGACGUCUGGACCACCAUGCAAGGGCUCUCCGACGGCAGUGACAAGCUGGAUCUCCCACCGCUACCGUCGAUGCCGCUGCCCGAACUGCACCAACCACCACCACCACAGCAGCAGCAGCAGCAACAACAACAACAACAGCAACAGGCCCAGCCGAUUCGGGAUCUCUCGCUUCUCAAGACGUGCGAUCAGGCCUGCCUCGACGCCGACCCCUUGCAGGUGCACGACCCGCGCACGCGCGUCGGCUUCAUCGUCCAGUUCCUCACCUCCCUCCCCGCCACCUUUGCCGCCACACGCGCCCUGCCCUUUCUCCACGCCCGCCUCUGGUCCGCCCAGCUGCCCCGGACGAUCCUCGCCGCCUUCUCCGCCGCCACGGCCUACGGCGCCCGUUCCGAGGGCAACCGGGGCUGGACCCUGAAGCUCGUCGCCGACGCCGCCCGCGACAUCCACCGCGAAGGCGAGCGAGCGGCGACGCCGGCCGACAAGCUCGCCCGCGUCCAGGCCCUGACGGUUCUCAACGCCGUACGCUUCUUCGACGGCGACGUCGGCCUGCGCGCCGCCGCCGAACGCGAGAUGCCCGUCCUUCUCGCCUGGGUCCACGAGCUGGCCGCCGCUCUCAAGGAGGUCGAGGCCGACGGGGAACCCAGGGGUCCCAGGCCCGGCCUCAGGGAGGUCCCACCCAAGAGCUGGGAGAGUUGGAUCUUUGUCGAGAGCGCCCGAAGGACGGUCAUGACGGCCUCGGCAUCCAUGUGCCUCGUCUACAUCCUCAAGUCGGAAGAACCCGACGCCGACAUGUGGCGCGAGACGCAUAGCUUUACCGCCUCGCGUCAUCUCUGGGACGCGGCAAGCUCGGUCGAGUUCUACCGCGCCUGGCGCGAGAAGCCCCAAUAUUGGAUCGAGAAUCUCGUAUUCGACGACCUCUGGCUGUACGGCCGCCCGACCGACCUCGACGAGUUUACGCGCCUUAUGUUGACCUCGCAGGUUGGCCUGGAGGCGAUGGAUCAUUUCAUGGAGGGCGACAUUGCCAUCCCCGUGUGA
This is a messenger RNA of Drechmeria coniospora, 1485 nucleotides long. Its product is annotated as C6 zinc finger domain protein. Gene Ontology annotation, biological process: regulation of DNA-templated transcription. Lineage: Eukaryota; Fungi; Ascomycota; Sordariomycetes; Hypocreales; Ophiocordycipitaceae. Gene Ontology annotation, molecular function: zinc ion binding; DNA-binding transcription factor activity, RNA polymerase II-specific. The transcript has 4 exons. The record is from RefSeq and is a predicted model, not a curated record. Bases 1 to 1485 code for a protein of 494 amino acids.